Choloepus didactylus (southern two-toed sloth) is the source of this 2902-nucleotide messenger RNA. RefSeq names its product mutS homolog 5 (gene MSH5). NCBI's taxonomy places the organism in Eukaryota, Metazoa, Chordata, Mammalia, Pilosa, Megalonychidae. Gene Ontology annotation, biological process: chiasma assembly; mismatch repair. The transcript has 25 exons. The record is from RefSeq and is a predicted model, not a curated record. Gene Ontology annotation, molecular function: ATP-dependent DNA damage sensor activity; ATP binding; mismatched DNA binding. Bases 258 to 2750 code for a protein of 830 amino acids. Gene Ontology annotation, cellular component: nucleus.
AGUGGGCGGGGCGCGUGCGCGCGCACCCCCUCGCACCGGCGCGCCCCUCCCGCCGGCUCGUGACUGUUGAUCAGUGGGGGCGGUCUCGCGCACGUUGCCACCCAGCUCUCAAGGCCCUUUGCAGCUCUGCGCCUCGACCCUCUCCCAGAAGCUCUCUGUGGAUUUGGAUUUCUGAGCGCUACCCUACUCCAGCACCUUCGCGGGGGAAACCGCUUCUGAACGGCCUUAAUUUUCUGCAUCCGCAGCGCCUCCCGCCCAUGGCCUUCUCGGGAGCGACCCCAGGCAGGACGCCGCAGGGAUUGGGGUCCCGGGCGGCCUCGGCCAGCUUCCCAUGCCCGACACUAGGGCUUGGCUCCGCGGAGGCCGAGGACGACGAGGAGGAGCCGGCGGAGAUCCAUCUGUGUGUGCUGUGGAAUUCAGGAUACUUGGGCAUUGCUUACUAUGACACUAGUGACUCCACCAUCCACUUCAUGCCAGAUGCCCCAGACCAGGAGAGCCUCAAGCUUCUCCAGAGAGUUCUGGAUGAAAUCAAUCCCCGGUCCAUUGUUACAAGUGCCAAACAAGAUGAGAAUAUGACUCAGUUUCUAGGGGAGCUUGAUUCCCAGGAGCACAGAGAGCCUAAGAGACCUGAAAUCGUAUUUUUGCCAAGCGUGGAUUUUGGUCUGGAGAUAAGCAAACAGCGCCUCCUCUCUGGGAACUAUUCUUUCAUCCCAGAUUCCAUGACCGCCACUGAGAAAAUCCUCUUCCUGUCCUCCAUUAUUCCCUUUGACUGCCUCCUCACGGUUCGAGCACUUGGAGGGCUGCUCAAGUUCCUGGGUCGGAGAAGAAUCGGGGUUGAACUGGAAGACUAUAAUGUCAGCGUCCCCAUACUGGGCUUUAAGAAAUUUGUGUUGACCCAUCUGGUGAGCAUGGAUCAAGACACUUACAGUGUUUUGCAGAUAUUUAAGAGUGAGUCACACCCCUCGGUGUACAAAGUGGCCAGUGGACUGAAGGAGGGGCUCAGCCUCUUUGGAAUCCUCAAUAGAUGCCGCUCUAAGUGGGGAGAGAAGCUGCUCAGGUUAUGGUUCACACGUCCAACUCAGGACCUGGGGGAGCUAAAUUCCCGUCUGGACGUCAUCCAGUUUUUCCUGUUACCCCCAAAUCUGGAGAUGGCUCAGAUGCUGCAUCGGCUGCUGGGUCACAUCAAGAACGUCCCUCUGAUUCUGAAACGCAUGAAGUUGUCCCACACCAAGGUCAGCGACUGGCAGGUUCUCUACAAGACUGUGUACAGUGCCCUGGGCCUGAGGGAUGCCUGCCGCUCCCUGCCCCAGUCCAUCCAGCUCUUUCAGGACAUUGCCCAAGAGUUCUCUGAUGACCUGCACCAUAUUGCCAGCCUCAUUGGGAAAGUGGUGGACUUUGAGGGCAGCCUUGCCGAAAAUCGCUUCACCGUCCUCCCCAACAUAGAUCCUGAAAUUGAUGAGAAAAAGCGAAGGCUGAUGGGACUUCCCAGUUUCCUCACUGAGGUCGCUCGGAAGGAGCUGGAGACUCUGGACUCCCGUAUUCCUUCAUGCAGUGUCAUCUACAUUCCUCUGAUUGGCUUCCUUCUUUCUAUUCCCCGCCUGCCUUCCAUGGUAGAAGCCAGUGACUUUGAGAUCGAGGGACUGGACUUCAUGUUUCUCUCAGAGGAGAAGCUGCACUAUCGUAGUGCUCGAACCAAGGAGCUGGAUGCAUUCCUGGGAGACCUGCACUGCGAAAUCCGGGACCAGGAGACCCUGUUGAUGUACCAGCUGCAGUGCCAGGUGCUGGCGCGGGCAGCCGUCUUGACCCGGGUGUUGGAUCUUGCCUCCCGCCUGGACGUCCUGCUGGCUCUUGCCAGUGCUGCCCGGGAGUAUGGCUACUCAAGACCCCAUUACUCCCCUCAACUCCUUGGGGUACGAAUCCAGAAUGGCAGACAUCCUCUGAUGGAACUCUGUGCCCGAACCUUUGUGCCCAACUCCACAGAAUGUGGUGGGGACAAAGGGAGGGUCAAAGUCAUCACCGGACCCAACUCCUCAGGGAAGAGCAUAUACCUCAAACAGGUAGGUUUGAUCACAUUCAUGGCCCUGGUGGGCAGCUUUGUGCCAGCAGAAGAGGCUGAAAUUGGGGCAGUAGAUGCCAUCUUCACCCGAAUUCAUAGCUGUGAAUCCAUCUCCCUUGGCCUCUCCACCUUUAUGAUCGACCUCAACCAGGUGGCGAAAGCAGUGAACAACGCCACUGAGCGGUCUCUCGUCCUUAUUGAUGAAUUUGGAAAGGGAACCAAUACGGUGGAUGGGCUGGCACUUCUGGCUGCUGUGCUCCGACACUGGCUGGCACUUGGAGCCACGUGCCCCCAGAUCUUUGUGGCCACCAACUUUCUGAGCCUUGUUCAGCUACAGCUGCUGCCACAAGGGCCUCUUGUGCAGUAUUUGACCAUGGAGACCUGUGAGGAUGGGAACGAGCUUGUCUUCUUCUAUCAGGUGUGCAAAGGUGUUGCCAAGGCCAGCCAUGCCUCCCACACAGCUGCCCAGGCUGGGCUUCCUGAAAAACUCAUUGCUCGUGGCAAGGAGGUCUCAGACUUGAUCCGCAGUGGGAAACCCAUCAAGCCUGUCAAGGAGUUGCUAAAGGAAAAUCAGAUGGAAAAUUGCCAGACCUUAGUGAAUAAGUUUCUGAAAUUGGAUUUGGAAGAUCCCAACCUGGACUUGGACAUUUUCAUGCAUCAGGAAGUGCUGCCUGCAGCCAAGUCUGUCCUCUGAGAUCCCUUCCUCUGGCCUCUUCCAAGACCAACCCAACCUCCCAGGACCCCAGUGGGCUGCCACGCCCUCUUUGUUGCCUUACCUCUUUCACACUCAGAGUUCUGUUUCCCUGGAUAUUUUGUUCAAUAGUAAGAAUAAAGUUUAUUUUGAGA